Messenger RNA from Micromonas pusilla CCMP1545, 1215 nucleotides. RefSeq lists its product as uncharacterized. Gene Ontology annotation, biological process: plastid translation; chloroplast organization; translational termination. Bases 1 to 1215 code for a protein of 404 amino acids. Gene Ontology annotation, cellular component: chloroplast. The transcript has a single exon. Lineage: Eukaryota; Viridiplantae; Chlorophyta; Mamiellophyceae; Mamiellales; Mamiellaceae. The record is from RefSeq and is a predicted model, not a curated record. Gene Ontology annotation, molecular function: translation release factor activity, codon specific.
AUGCGCUGCGCGUUCGCGCCCUCGACGUCGACGCCGUCGACGUCUCGUCGCCCGUGGCGUCGGUCCGUCCAUCUCCGACCGAAUCAGACGCGCCCGACGCCGUCGCACGUCGCGCCGGCGGCGCCGAAAUUCUUGAUCGACAAGCUCGAGUCCUCGACGCAGACGCACAAGGAGCUGACGUUCCGCCUCGCGGACCCGGACGUCGCGUCGAACGCGAAGGAGUUCCAGAAGCUCUCGAAAGCCCUGGGGGAGCUCACCUCCGUCGUGGACCAGUACGCGCGGUACAAGGAAUGCAUCGAGGAGCUGCAGGAGGCGAAGGCGAUGGUGAAGGACGCGGCGGGGGACCUCGAGAUGGGGGAGAUGGCUCGCGAGGAAGCGACGGCGCUGAACGAGGAGAUGGACGCGCUCGAGGAGUCGAUGACGAUGGCGCUGUUGCCGAGAGACCCUCUGGACGAGAAGAACAUCGUGCUCGAGAUCCGCGCGGGGACGGGCGGGGACGAGGCUGGCAUCUGGGCCGGCGACCUGUGGAGGAUGUACUCGCGGUACGCCGACUCCAAGGGCUGGAAGGCGUCGGUGCUCACGACGAACCCCGCGGACAGCGGCGGGUACAAAGAGAUCGUCGUCGAGCUCGUCGGAGACAGCGUGUACUCCGAGCUGAAGUGGGAAGCCGGCGUGCACCGCGUGCAGAGAGUCCCCGCGACGGAAUCGCAAGGACGGAUACAGACGUCCACGGCGACGGUGGCGGUGAUGCCCGAGGUGGACGAGGUCGAGGUGAAGAUUGACGACAAGGACAUCGAGCUCACGACCGCGCGGUCCGGCGGCGCGGGCGGGCAGAACGUGAACAAGGUCGAGACCGCGGUGGAUCUCGUGCAUAAGCCCACGGGGAUUCGGAUCUUUUGCACGGAGGAACGCACGCAGCUGAAGAAUCGCAUUCGCGCGAUGCAGAUCCUUCGGUCGCGUCUCUUCGAGCUGCAGAUGGAGGAGCAGGCGAAAGAGGUCGCGGGGCGACGGAAAGCGCAAGUCGGCAGCGGCGCGCGGUCGGAGAAGAUCCGGACGUACAACUAUAAAGAUAACCGCGUGAGCGACCACCGCGUGGGGGAGAACUUCCCCUUGGAGGGGUUCAUGAACGGCGACGUCUCGCCCGCCAUCGGCGCGUGUCAGGCGAUGGAGCAACGCGAAAAAUUAGAAGAGCUCAACGCGGAGAUGUCCGCGUGA